Molecule: messenger RNA, 1011 nt
Organism: Drosophila grimshawi
Lineage: Eukaryota; Metazoa; Arthropoda; Insecta; Diptera; Drosophilidae
Gene: CHMP2B
Product: charged multivesicular body protein 2b-B
Exons: 1
Coding region: 83-721 (212 amino acids)
Biological process (GO): late endosome to vacuole transport; endosome transport via multivesicular body sorting pathway; protein transport
Cellular component (GO): multivesicular body; ESCRT III complex
Source: RefSeq, a predicted model, not a curated record
CACAAAGCGCCAGCCUCAGAAGUGAUUCAUCUUUUUUCCCGUUCAGAUAGCAAAAAUUAAGAAUUUAUUAUAUAUAUAGAAAAUGUUUAACAACAUAUUUGGCAAGAAACCUACCGUCAAGGAGCAGCAACGCGACAAUGAUCGCAAUCUGCGCAAAGCGACCCGUGACAUUGAACGAGAACGUCGCAAAAUGGAGGAGGAGGAGAAAAAAGUAGAGGCUGAAAUCAGACGCAAUGCAGCCGCUGGCAACAACGAUGCCUGCCGCAUUCUGGCCAAGCAACUGGUGGAGAUUCGCAAGCAGAAGGCACGUAGUUAUGCUGCCUCGGGCAAGAUACAAUCCAUUGGCUAUCAAAACAAAAAUAUGGGCGCCAACAUAGCACUGGGCGAGGCAAUGGGCACCACAGCCAAGACGAUGGCCAGCAUGAAUAAGGUAAUGCGUCCGGAGGCGAUAGCUGGCACUGUGCGUGACUUUCAGCAGGCGAAUAUGCGCAUGGAAAUGACUGACGAAAUGAUCAACGAUACGCUGGAUGACAUGCUCACCGAGUCCGGCGAUGAGGAAGAAUCCAAUGAUGUGGUCAACAAGGUGCUUGAUGAAAUUGGCAUUGAAAUCUCUGGAAAAAUGUCUAGCAUACCAGCCACGGGCUCCGCCGAGUUCGAGACCAGCGGCAAACGCACAGAAAAGGAUAUUGCCGAUCAGUUGGCCAAGCUACGAUCUUCCUAGUCAAUAUAUUAUAACCUUUUUUUGCUGUGCUUAAUCUCCCCCACAACUAUAUUUUAAAUUUGUGCAAGCACGUUUGUUAUUCAUAUUUUAUAAGACAUAAACAUAUAAGUAAAUAAAUGCAUCACAUUCGAAACGCUUUUUUUAUUAUCAAUUUGUACGUUUUUGUAAGACUUUUAAUAGCCCUUAAAAUUAUUAUAAUGAUAAAUAGAUAUAUUCCAAUGAAUUUCAAGGCUUUUUACAUAAUACACAAUUGCACUAAAGAUGAAAAAAUUAAUAAAAGGGAAGUUAAA